This is a messenger RNA of Pelecanus crispus (Dalmatian pelican), 538 nucleotides long. RefSeq names its product interleukin-8. Gene Ontology annotation, cellular component: extracellular region. Gene Ontology annotation, molecular function: chemokine activity. The record is from RefSeq and is a predicted model, not a curated record. Lineage: Eukaryota; Metazoa; Chordata; Aves; Pelecaniformes; Pelecanidae. Gene Ontology annotation, biological process: immune response; defense response; chemotaxis.
GGUCACUGCUCCGCAGAACCAGAGCUAAACAAUCCAGCGAAAAACUCCUGCCUAAUCAUGAAUGGCAAACUUGUGGCUGUCCUGGCUCUUUUCCUGGUUUCAGCGGCGAUGUCUCAGGGUAGGACCCUGGCAAGGAUGGCCACCGAGCUCCGGUGCCAGUGCAUAGCCACUCAUUCCAAGUUCAUCCCUCCCCGCUCCAUUCAAGAUGUGAAGCUGAUACAGAGCGGCCCCCACUGCAAGAACAUUGAAGUCAUAGCUACUCUGAAGGACGGCAAAGAGGUGUGCUUGGAUCCCACUGCUCCCUGGGUACAGCGGAUCAUAAACGCCAUUUUGGCCAAGGCUCAGCUCAAUUCUGACUCACCACUCUAAGAAACACCAAGACAGAAAAAAUCUGGGAACCACUCCCGCUCCUCCGUUGAGAGAAACGGUUGGGAAAGGCAUCACUCAGGCAGUGUACCACCUUCCACCUCCUGCGUCAGUGUUAUCAUGUUAACUAUGGAUGAUUUUAUUUAUUUAUUUAUUUAACUGCACCUAUUUA